Molecule: messenger RNA, 1941 nt
Organism: Babesia microti strain RI
Lineage: Eukaryota; Apicomplexa; Aconoidasida; Piroplasmida; Babesiidae
Exons: 2
Coding region: 1-1941 (646 amino acids)
Source: RefSeq, a predicted model, not a curated record
AUGAACAACAGCAGUGACCCUAAAUGCCAAGUACUGAGUGAAGACGCUCUAUAUGAAAAGAAUAUAUUGCUAGACAGAUUAAAGAAUCACUUCAACUGUUAUAGUUACCACAAUUAUGGGUGUGGAUAUACCGAAAGCAAUGAAUGGAAUCCCUUCAUCCACGCCCCUACAUUAGACAUUGUUAAUAUAUACAAAAACCAACACUGUUCAUUGUACAAUAGCAUUAUUGAUGCGGUUACUGGCAAAAUUUGCCAGUACAUAGAAAUAUAUGAAAUAAAAGAUUGGGAUAAUCCUCACCGCAUUCUACAUCCAAUUGAUCUUCCCUGUUUUGCCUUAAGGUAUUCAGGUCAAUCUAUCUCUUCCAUUAAUGAUAUAAUUGUGUUAGGAGAGGUUACUGGUUUUGUUUACAAAAAACAUUUGCAAUCUACUAAUCAAUACUUUAACCUUAAAUUGAUUAAUGAAGACACACCCAAAUAUAUACUAGACACUAGUAAAAGUAGUAAUUUAUUGAGAUUUAUAAGUAAUUCAUCUCUUGGACCCCUAUUUUCACAUAAAAAAUUACCUCCAAAUACCCAAUUACACACAAUAUACAUUGAUAAUUGGCCUCAUAUAAUUGUCACAACAUUUCCAGGUGUGGGUAUAUCAAAUGGGGAUCAGUUAAUUGCGGACUUCACGUCUUUACAAUUGGAUAAUCAAAAAACAACCAGUAUACACCCUGUAUAUAACGGCUCAACUCUAAAGAAUGAAAAAAAGAUAAUUCCAGUGCUCGGAAUACCACUAGACACACCUGUUCGACGUGUGAUAAACGGAAAUGAAGUAGUAGGUAAAGUAAUAGAUUUUGUAGAACAAAACAACGAUGGAUUGUUCGUUGUAAACUAUCCUGAUGGUGAUUAUGAAUUAUAUACUAGAGUGGCACUAAUGAUAAAUUUGCUAAAGGAAUACCUCAAAGAUUCAAAACUGGAGCAGUUGCUAGUACCUUUAAGUGAUAAAACUGGAAAUUUAGUUACGAGAAGUUCAAUAUCGGAUAAUUCUAAGGUUAAAAAAGAGAAAGUUAAAAAGGAGAAGGUUAAAAAGUUUAAACUCGAUAGUGCAAUAAAGCGAAUUAAAUCUAAAUCUAAUCCAAAUAAGUCCAAUUCAUCUUUUUCAACUGAUCAUCAUAGCUCCAACAAGAGUAUUGAUAAAAAAUCCAAAUCUAAGGGAGGGACAAAGAGAAUAUCAUCCAAGUCCAUUUCGAUUGGUACAGAUAUAAAAACUUUAUCCCAAUUGGAAGAUAUACCUAAAAUUAUCAUCCCAAGAACGACGAGUAAAGACUCAACCUCUUCAAUUCUCACCAGAUUUAGACGUGCGUUUAUUGGGGAUAAAACUAGAGAAUCAAUAGAAUUUUAUGCAACGGACUCUAAUAAUAAUAACAAAAACAAUAAUAAUACGACUCUCAAUACACAGCCAACCGAUCUUAUUGAAGAUGAACUGGUGGAUUUGCUCGAACCAUUCUGUAAUAGUUCGAUAAACUCAAUUAAUAUGAAACCAGAAACAAAAUCAAGUAAAUCAUCAAAGCGGAGUGGGACUAGCAAGAUUAUUGAGGAAGUAUCAUUCAGAAAGAAUAGCCCGCAAGAAGUUAAGGAAAAGGUUCCAUUGAAUAUACUGAAGGAAUAUUGUCUUGAUACUCUGCUUGAGUUGAGUAGAUCGAGGAAGAAUUGGAGAGAUUGUGACAAUAGAAAGCAGUUCAAUUUCCACUUCGCAAAGAUUUCAAACGCCAAGACCAUGGAAGAAUUGGAACCACAAUUUACUCAUGUUUUUUACAAACUAUACCAAUAUGUAGACCUAACUAUCACUGGUGAUAAGAUAACAUUUGACGCGGUUUCUUCGUGUGAAAAGGAGAACCCGCAAUUAAUAGACCAUCUGUUGGAGUUGUUGACUAAUAUAUUUUCUGAAGAAGAUUAG